AUGCCACGCAACAAUGUCAGCGAAGAUGAUGAGCCGCUGCAAGACACGACGGCUGCCCUGACCCUCCGAAACAAGAAGACGGAGCGCAUCAAGCGCAAGAAUGCCUCGCGGCAGCAGAAGCGCGAAGCCAUUGUUAACCUCUCCAAGUUUCCUACAGAGCUGCUCCUCGAAUGUCUCCAGUACCUCCGUCCCCGCGAUGUUUUCAAUUUCAGCUUUGUCAACCGGCGAUUCUACGAGCUCGUCGAGGCAAACGCCCAUGUCAUUGGCGAUGCCAUUAUUGCCCGCCGUUACAGCAUCCUCGCAAAGUGCCUCCCCACGCCCAAGCUACUCGCCGACGUCGAUGUUGCCGUGCAAGUCCUUCUGAUAGACCCCAGCCGCCAAAAGCAACUCAGUAUACACAACCGGCCGUACCAACACAUUCUCUCACCUGACCCGCACGACCUGUGCACCUGUCUCACGUGUAUCCUCACAUGGAACAACCUCGGUCUCGUGCUCGACUUUUCACAUUGGCAGGACCAUCUCGAUAGAGGUAAACCGAUUCCCGUCAUACCCCGGGGACACUCGCCAGAGUGGAACCAGCUGCUUGUUGCCCGCCACGGCCGCAUCGCACGCAAAGCCAUUGAAAAUUCACUUUGGUACGCCGCCAUCCUGGCGCUGCACCUUGACAGCACUGUGCGCGCCAUACGGCGUCACUCCAAGAACAGGGGUAAUAAGCGUGUGCAUGUUGAAAUGACGGAAGCGGAGGCCAUGUCUGGAACGGACCAUUUCUUGUCGAAACACGGACCUCCCAGCCUUGAAUUCCCAUACCAGAGAGACGAGUACUAUAUGCUUGAAGCAUACCUGCCCAAUCGGUGGUGGAAGAAAUCCGAGGAAUAUUGGUUCUACACCAUAUUCGGCCAGCACGAGCGCGACCUAGAACUGGUGCAGCGAUUUGCCAAAAGUGAUCAGCUGGCGCUCCUCAAUCAUGCUAUGGCUUCGAUUGAUGCCGACAAUUGGAUGACGGACGUGCUAGACUACAAAACUUUCAUGUUGCCUACUGGUGCUGCCAAGUCAUCGUCAGCCAGUACAUUGAGAUACUAUGCUGCCAUUGUGUAG
Exserohilum turcica Et28A is the source of this 1095-nucleotide messenger RNA. RefSeq lists its product as uncharacterized. Lineage: Eukaryota; Fungi; Ascomycota; Dothideomycetes; Pleosporales; Pleosporaceae. The transcript is spliced from 3 exons. The record is from RefSeq and is a predicted model, not a curated record. Gene Ontology annotation, molecular function: protein binding. The coding region runs from base 1 to 1095 and encodes 364 amino acids.